Cervus elaphus (red deer) is the source of this 2082-nucleotide messenger RNA. RefSeq names its product DNA damage inducible 1 homolog 1 (gene DDI1). Gene Ontology annotation, biological process: proteolysis. The transcript has a single exon. The coding region runs from base 195 to 1385 and encodes 396 amino acids. The record is from RefSeq and is a predicted model, not a curated record. Gene Ontology annotation, molecular function: aspartic-type endopeptidase activity; protein binding. NCBI's taxonomy places the organism in Eukaryota, Metazoa, Chordata, Mammalia, Artiodactyla, Cervidae.
UUCCAUGCGGCCAAGCAGCAGGCACCGAGGCUGGCAGGCGGCCCCCGGACCGGUGAGUGGCUGCAUCUCCGGGAGGUGAAUGCAUAGGACACCACGUCACCAGAAGCAGCCCAGCCAUCCACGGAGACCAGCUCCAGUCAAGCCAGCGAGCCGCCCGAUGCCCUCUGUCCAUCCGGCCCUCCCGGGCCCAAGCCAUGCUGCUCACGGUCUACUGCGUGAGGAGGGACCUCUCCGAGGCCACCUUCUCCCUGCAGGUCAGGCCUGACUUUGAGCUUCAAGACUUCCGUGUGCUCUGCGAGCUGGAGUCGGGCAUCCCCGCCGAGGAGACCCAGAUCGUCUACAUGGAGCGGCUCCUUGUCGACGACUACUGCUCCCUGGGCGCCUACGGCCUCAAGGACGGCGACAUGGUCAUUUUACUGCAGAAGGAGGCCGCGCGGCCGCGCUCCCCCGGGCUGGCGGCGGGCCUCUCCCGCGUGGAGCCAGCGGGGCCCGCCCUGCCGGGGACGUCCGGCUCCCGGCCGCACCAGCGCGCCCAGUCGGCCCAGCACUCCGGCCGCCGCGGCUCUGGGGAGAAGGCGGGCCCGGGUCAAGGGCUGGACAGCCCGGCCCUGGUCCGCAGCAUGCUGCUGUCCAGCCCGCACGACCUGUCCCUGCUGAAGGAGCGCAACCCCGCCCUGGCCGAAGCGCUGCUCAGCGGAAGCCUGGAGAGCUUCUCCCAGGUCCUGAUGGAGCAGCAACGCGAGAGGGCGCUGAGACAGCAAGAGCGACUGCGCCUCUUCUCGGCUGACCCGUUCGAUCUGGAGGCCCAGGCCAAGAUCGAGGAGGAGAUCCGGCAGCAGAACAUCGAGGAGAACAUGAGCAUAGCCAUGGAAGAGGCGCCGGAGAGCUUCGGCCAGGUGGCCAUGCUCUACAUCAACUGCAGAGUCAACGGGCAUCCUCUGAAGGCCUUCGUCGACUCGGGGGCCCAGAUGACUAUCAUGAACCAAGUCUGUGCCGAGAGGUGCAACAUCAUACGGCUGGUGGAUCGGCGGUGGGCUGGGGUCGCUAAAGGCGUGGGCACGCAGCGAAUCCUCGGGCGAGUCCACCUAGCGCAGAUUCAGAUCGAAGGCGACUUCUUACAAUGCUCUUUCUCUAUACUGGAGGAGCAGCCCAUGGACAUGCUUCUCGGGCUGGAUAUGCUCAGGAGACAUCAGUGUUCCAUCGACCUCAAGAGAAACGUGCUGGUGAUCGGCACAACGGGCACACAGACCUCCUUCCUUCCUGAGGGAGAGUUACCUCCGUGUGCUAAGUUGGUAAGUGGCACGGGGCCAGAGGAGUCUUCAGAUAAGGAAAUAGCAAAUGCUAUUAAACAUUCAGCCAUGGAUUCAGGGUGGAAAAAGCAUUGAAACAGGCUCUAUAUAUGCUAUCACCGUGAGGGAGUCUCAGAUCUCGGGAAAUUAUAAGACAUGAGCUCACUGGCAAUGCAAUCAUUAAAAAAUCGGUAACCACUAAACCUAGCCUUGGGACUAAGUUCUCAGAGCCAUCACUAUGUAAACUGUGAUUGAUUGAUCUUGGUCCAUCCAUUUCCCUUAUCUAAAAAUCACUGACCUUAUCCUGAGAAGACUCUGGAGGCUCCAACUGAUUUUCAGAUAAUCCAUGAAAGGAAAACCAGCCUCUUUGGAGACGCUGUCCAAGGAAAUUAUAGUAUGGCUUGUCCAAACCUGUUGCUCUUUUGCAGAAUUCCCUGGAAAAAGCCAUUGCUACAGAUGGUACAAUGCACCUACACAAAAUGAUUUUAAAUCAGCAGUAACUAUGGUAUAUUUAGGGGAAUACAUUUAUUUUCAUAGAAAUUUUUUUUUUUUUUUUAAGGAAAGGUACUAGAAAUGGUUGGUCAAUUUUACUCAAGUUGAUUAAUACAUAUAAAUGUCUGUUUGGGGCAGUAAGAAGCCAAUUUCAUCAUGACUCCUGUGGAGGCAUGCUCACUGCAAUUCAUUCUAAAAGGCUAUUUCUACCAUACUUGAGAGAGUGAAUUUUUCUCCCAGGAUGUCCUAAAGUAAUUUCCUCUCUCCUCUACAUUCCAAGAAAUUCUGGUCAUAAAAGAAA